GAAACGUUGUGAACUUACCAAUCUUAGAAUGAGCUCGAUCACGCGUAACGAUCGCUCUCGGCCUCCGAAAUAGUCCAACCCAUUUAUACCAUAUCUAAUCCCGUUUGAUUGGCUUAUCUUCGUCUUCCAAAUCCCCAAAAAAAAAACAAACCAAAACAGAACUAUUCUUGCAGUUUUAUCCUAACAUUGAGUCUUGACCAUUUCCUCACUUUCUGCAGUUGAUAGUUGCUACACUGAAGAGAGAGAGAGAGAUAGAGAGAGAGAGAGAGAGAUUUCAAUGGCGUUUCCUGUUGUCGAUACCGAGUACCUUAAGGAGAUCGACAAAGCUCGUCGCGAACUUCGCGCUCUCAUCGCCUUCAAGAACUGCGCUCCAAUCAUGCUUCGCUUAGCGUGGCAUGACGCAGGCACGUACGAUGUCAGCACCAAGACCGGUGGACCAAAUGGCUCCAUAAGGCAUGAAGAAGAGUACACUCAUGGCUCCAAUAGCGGCUUGAAAAUCGCUAUUGAUUUUUGCGAGGAGGUGAAGGCUAAACAUCCUAAGAUCACACAUGCAGACCUAUACCAGCUUGCGGGUGUUGUUGCUGUUGAAGUCACCGGAGGUCCCUCUAUUAACUUUGUACCAGGAAGAAAGGAUUCAAACAUUUGUCCCAAGGAAGGUCGACUUCCAGAUGCUAAAAAAGGUGCACCUCAUCUGAGGGACAUCUUCUAUCGAAUGGGCCUAUCUGACAAGGAUAUUGUGGCAUUAUCUGGGGGUCACACUCUGGGAAGGGCUCAUCUAGAGAGAUCAGGUUUUGAUGGCCCUUGGACCAAUGAACCGCUGAAGUUCGACAACUCUUAUUUUGUGGAGCUGCUAAAAGGGGAAUCAGAAGGGUUAUUGAAACUUCCAACAGACAAGGCUUUGUUGGAUGAUCCUGUGUUCCGCCAGUAUGUACAGCUUUAUGCAAAGGAUGAGGAUGCAUUCUUCAUAGAUUAUGCAGAAUCUCAUAAGAAACUUUCAGAACUUGGGUUUACUCCUAGUUCUUCUCGCUCCAAGCUAAUUGUGAAGGACAGCACCAUAUUGGCACAGAGUGCUGUUGGGGUUGCUGUCGCAGCUGCUGUGGUGAUCCUAAGCUACUUUUAUGAGGUCCGCAAAAGAAUGAAGUGAAGCUAGAUUACAAGGUCUUUCUACAACAGAACAUCCAUUAUCAAUUAGCCGAACUUGGUCCGAUCAUCUGGCUAGCUAUGUAGUUCUUGUUUCUCUGACGUGAUAUCCCCUCCUACAUGCCAUAGUUAUUGCCAUCUAGACAUAUUGGUAAAAGAUGAAAAUACAUAAGUUGUUCCAUUUGAAGUAAAAUAACAAACACAUGGAUAAAUUCUCCAGAGCCACUUCAAUCGUGGCAUUUCUAUUACAAACCAUUCUCUUGUACUCUGGUAUGAUUAACUUGGCGGUUGCUCUUCA
Messenger RNA from Durio zibethinus, 1438 nucleotides. RefSeq names its product L-ascorbate peroxidase 3-like. Gene Ontology annotation, cellular component: chloroplast. Gene Ontology annotation, molecular function: peroxidase activity; heme binding. The record is from RefSeq and is a predicted model, not a curated record. Lineage: Eukaryota; Viridiplantae; Streptophyta; Magnoliopsida; Malvales; Malvaceae. Gene Ontology annotation, biological process: response to reactive oxygen species; cellular response to oxidative stress; hydrogen peroxide catabolic process.